Molecule: messenger RNA, 222 nt
Organism: Marasmius oreades (fairy-ring Marasmius)
Lineage: Eukaryota; Fungi; Basidiomycota; Agaricomycetes; Agaricales; Marasmiaceae
Exons: 3
Coding region: 1-222 (73 amino acids)
Source: RefSeq, a predicted model, not a curated record
AUGGAAACCCAAACCCAACAAGCUCGCUGUUGUGCAUUUGACAGGUCUGCAAAGGAAUUGGAGAAAUUUGGGGAUCGAAUGCAUGACUGCUAUGGUAUCACAGUCGUUGCCGCGAUGAGCAGUCAGUCUGUUUCCGACGAUCGCUCGCUCAUGUACCUUUAUGACAGAGAUGGUUCGUUGAGAACUGCUGUUAUGGGAGCCAUUCGUUCCUUACAAAAUUGA